Salvelinus namaycush (lake trout) is the source of this 3305-nucleotide messenger RNA. Its product is annotated as mesoderm induction early response protein 3-like. Gene Ontology annotation, cellular component: nucleoplasm. NCBI's taxonomy places the organism in Eukaryota, Metazoa, Chordata, Actinopteri, Salmoniformes, Salmonidae. The record is from RefSeq and is a predicted model, not a curated record. Bases 28 to 1683 code for a protein of 551 amino acids. Gene Ontology annotation, molecular function: transcription corepressor activity; histone deacetylase binding. Gene Ontology annotation, biological process: negative regulation of transcription by RNA polymerase II. The transcript has 13 exons.
GGCUGGAAGGAGCCUAUAGGUACCAAUAUGGCGGAGGCUUCCUUCGGGAGUUCGAGCCCAGUUGGCUCUUUAUCGUCUGAAGAUCAUGACUUCGAUCCGACAGCAGAUAUGCUAGUCCACGAAUAUGACGACGAGAGGACUUUGGAGGAGGAAGAGUCAUUGGAGGGCGAGAGAAACUUUAACUCAGAGAUAGCCGAUCUGGAGAAGGAGGGGAACAUGCCGUUGGAGGAACUGCUGGCCAUCUACCGCUACGAGGCGUCUGUCAGUACGGCUGCAGGCUCCAGCAUGGACAGCUUUUCUGGGGAGCUAACGGAUGAGCUGCCAGACAUGACUUUGGACAAGGAGGAGAUAGCUAAAGACCUGCUAUCAGGGGACUAUGAGGAGGAGACCCAGUCCUCCGCUGAUGACCUCACCCCUUCAGUCACCUCCCAUGAGGCCACUGACUUUUUCCCCAGAACACUCAGAUCUAAUACUAUCUACGACGGUGAUAAGGAGUCCGAGUGUGAGGAGGAUGGGCCAAGCCUAGAGGACUCCAGAAAGGAAAUAAUGGUGGGGUCGGAGCACCAAGCAGAGGUCCCCACCCACCUCUGUCACUAUGGCGACGAUAAGGUAUACGAAGAUGAUGACCAGUUGCUAUGGAGCCCGGACGUGUUGUCAGAAAGCAAGGUCAGAGACUUCCUGUGUGAGGCGUCGUCACGGGCGACCGAUGAGAGGACAGGAAGUGACAUGGCAGGGGCUCAUGUGAGCGACAAUGAGCAGGCUCUGUAUGAGCUUGUGAAAUGUAACUACAAUACCCCUGAAGCACUGGAGAGGUAUUGCAGUAACGUGAACUCAUCAAAGGAGGAAUCCCCACCGUGGUCUGAAGAUGAAUGCAGAAACUUUGAACAUGCACUACAGCUAUACGAUAAGAACUUUCACCUCAUACAGAAGCACAAGGUUAAGACACGGACGGUAGCUGAAUGUGUUGCCUUUUACUACAUGUGGAAGAAGUCGGAGCGCUUUGAUUUCUUUGUCCAGCAGAAUCGCUUUGGCAAGAAGAAGUAUAGCAGCUAUCCUGGUGUAACGGACCUGAUGGACCGGCUGGUGGACGAGGCGGAGGGCCUGGCAGUAGACAGCUCCUCCUCUGUGUGCUCAGGCGGAGGAGGAGGGGUGAGGAUGGAGCCCACCACAGAGCAGCAGCUCAGCCUGCUCAACUCCAUCACUGCCAGCGACCUCACAGCCCUGAGUAACAGCGUGGCCACAGUGUGCAGCCCAGCGGAGGUGAGCUGCCUGGACUCGUACGGUUUCCCCCCUCUGGAGAGCCUCCACCGGGGGUCCCUGGCACAGGAAGAGCCCCUGGGCUUCCCCUCCAACGGAGGAGAUCCCGACUGUCUCAACAUGCUGGACGCUGGCUUCUACCACUCAGACCUGGGCCAGCGGGGAGGGGUGUACGGGGGCAAGGACUGCGAGCGGCCUUCUAAGAGGCUCAAGUUGGCGCUGCCCGACUCUUUCAUCAACGACGUUUCCGUGGGUAACCUCGGAGUGGACUUUGAGGGGCGGCGGAACACGGCACACCACCGCAUCACCGGCACCAAGAUGGCGGUGUCCGUCACGGACUUUGGGGGCUUGGCGGGCAGUGGGGAGCCCAAUGGGUUUAUGGGAGCACAUGCACGACGUCACAGCACGGCGCUGCAGUCAGAGUGACCACCCCCGCCCCCAGAAUCCCACUUUUAAAUCCACUAUCCCAUGUGUACAUAAGACUCACUCACUGGAGAUUUUUGUUUGAUAAUUAUAUAUACACAUUUAUUUCGUUUUUGAUUUUAUUUGUGAAAUAUGACAUCAGUGAUGUCUUUAUCGUAUAGAACAAAAAAUCUUGAUUUCUCAAGAGUUUAUAUAGCCAUUUAUUUUCCGCGGCCCUGAGAUGUCAGUGUCCAUGUAGAGUGGGGCCCAGCCCAGCCUGUCUCGGAGGCUGCGGAUAGACAGUUGUGUUUUGUUCCUCAUCCCUCACACACACAUCUACAGACGAUUUCUUCAAAGCUACGUAAUCCUGCCACUCAUAUACAGUUGCCAAACCAGCUUUGUUCUGGUUUACUAAGUUUGUUCAUUAUUAAAGUGUUAUUUUUGAUUAACAAUCCGUGUUUACAGGUACUUGCAGAAACCAGGCUUGGUCAAAUGUGUUUUGUCCGAGAGGAGCCUGGGUUUUGUACUUAAUGCAACAACACUCGUUGGUGUUGAGGCGGUGUAGGUUAUAACUAGGAGCAUAUCAGUUGCUAGGAUGUUUUUCUCUCCCUCCUUUGUUUUUGUUCCUGUGGAAGCUUCUUUUGUACUCUGCUUGCUUUUUUCAGACUUUAACAGUCUGAAGUGGCCAAACCAGAGGAGAAUGUUCUAGAAUUUGAACAAUAUAUUAUAUGAUGAUUUUCCUGUGUUCAGCUGUGACAGAGCUUGCCAAAACAUUUUAAACCUUUUUUAAAUCCGCCAAUUUUAUUAGCGGAGUCAAGUGAUCAAUGUAAAGACUAAAAGGCUGGGUCUGACACCCGACUAAUCUGGGCAGUUUUAUCUGUCCAUCAGAUUAUCUGAAACAUGCCCUUAUAAAUCAGUCUCUUAUUGCCCCAGAAAUUAGCCAAUAUCAUGACAAUAUUUUACAUUAUGACAGAACAGUUUUUGGAUUGGCAUUAUAGCGUUGCACUGAGAUGUCAUGUGUUCAGCUCCAGUAAUGUAUAUAGUUUCUGCCCUGUACUCUUAGCACAACAUGUAUUUCUUCAUAAAUCUAUUUGGCCCCAGCUGAGUGCUAAUUGUGCUGUUUGCAUGUUCAUCAUGGAGCUUGAUCAAUCUGCAAAAGUUAGUAUUAUUUCUUUAUUUAAAGCCACUUUUUUUCCUUUUCUGCAACUUCCACUGUACUGACUGGAGGAUGCCUUGUAUUAUCCGGUCCAUACUUUAAUGUCCAGUUGCAGUCUGACAGAGAUUCAACUUCUAUUUCUCUUGACUGAACUAAUUGUGAAGUGUUGAGUGUCGGGGGGGCAUGUCAUCAUUGUCUUUUUAAUGUAUGCAGUAGUGAUUGCUUAAUUUACCUAUGCAUUGUGAGUUUGAUAAUUAGUUGGUUUCAGGGGUGUAUAUAUACUGAACAAAAAUAUAAACGCAACAAUUUCAACGAUUUUACAGAGUUACAGUUUACAGAAGGAAAUCAGUCAAUUGAAAUAAAUGAAUUAGGCCCUAAUCUAUGUAUUUCACAUGACUGGGCAAGGGCUCACCCCACUGGGUGCCAGGCCAAUCAGAAUUAGUUUUUCCUCACAAAAGGCCCCCCCCCCCCCAGGCUAUCCCACAGGUCU